Molecule: messenger RNA, 2681 nt
Organism: Dufourea novaeangliae
Lineage: Eukaryota; Metazoa; Arthropoda; Insecta; Hymenoptera; Halictidae
Product: cytochrome P450 9e2-like
Exons: 1
Coding region: 23-1531 (502 amino acids)
Molecular function (GO): iron ion binding; monooxygenase activity; heme binding
Source: RefSeq, a predicted model, not a curated record
AUCGCGUCCACAAAGACGAAACAUGGAAUCAACGACUUUGAAAUUGCUUGCCGGUGCUUUGGCCGUACUGCUGCUCUACGUAAUAAGCGUAUACACUUACUGGAAAAGACGUCGGAUCCCGACAGCCAAUGGAUUCAUACCGUUUGUCGGUCACUUCUUGCCGAUAUACAGUUUGCGAAACAGCAUGGGAAAAUAUUUUCAGAAGAUGUACAACGAAUGCAAACAACACAGUAUGUUCGGAGUAUACGAUAUAUUCCAACCGAUACUAGUCGUUCGAGAACCGCGAUUAGUGAAGAACAUCCUGCAAAGUAACUUCUCGAGCUUCCAUAAAAAUGCAUGGGAGCUGGUGCCAGAUGUAGAUCCUCUGUUACACAAGAAUCCAUUCUUUGCCGAAGGCGAGCAAUGGAUGACCGGUCGAAAACGACUGACCUACGCGUUCUCCAGCAUGAGGCUAAAAAUUCUCUUCCAAGCUGUCGCCGGGGUGGGUAAGAAGUUCGAAGAUUUUCUGAGCAGAAAACUGAAGACAAAAGACAAGUACGAAGUCGAGUUGACAGAAUUCUUCGGAAGAUUCACGGCCGAGUCCGUGGCGAAUGCUGGUCUAGGCAUCGAGGGAUACAGCUUCGACGACAAUCCGCCGCCAAACACUUUUCAAGAACUCGGCACAGAGACCUUCGAGUUGAACUUCGUAAACGCGCUACUAAGUAACCUUCUCUUCUUCAAACCAGCUAUAAAUCGUUUCCUGCGGAUCUCGUUCGUGCCGAAACACGUGGACAAAUUCUUCCGACAGGUUGUCAACGAGAAUCUGCAGAUGAGACGAACCGCAGAGACAACAAGAAACGACUUUUUCCAAACGAUGUUCGACCUCGCGAAGACGAGCGGUGAAGAACUGAACUCGGAGGAGCUCACGUCUCACGCGCUCUCCUUUUUCGUUGACGGAUUCGAGACGAGCAGGAUAACACUCUCUUUCGUUGGAUAUCAAUUGGCAAGACAUCCGGACAUUCAGCAGAAGAUGAGGGACGAAGUGAAGUCCACGAUCGCGAAACACGGAGGUGUGUUAACGUACGAGGCCACGAAGGAAUUAACGUACAUGGAACAAGUGAUCAGUGAGUCGCAACGCCUGAACCCUGCGUUGGGCUUCUUCAGGAAGCGUUGCACCGAGAAGAUCGAGCUGGUCGGUUCCGAUGGAUUGCGUGUCUGGGUACAGCCGGGGACUGAUAUAAUUAUAUCCAUCGACGGGCUGCAAGUGGAUCCAGAACACUGGCAGGAUCCAGAAAAGUUCGAUCCAGAUCGUUUCAGCGAAGAGAGAAAACGCAGCAUAGAGAAGAUGGCUUUCAUACCGUUCGGAGAGGGUCCGAGGAUGUGCGUCGGUAUGAGAAUGGCGAUGGUAGUGAUGAAACACUGCUUGGCUACCCUUUUAGAUAACUACAAACUAGAAUUGUCACCAAAAACGCAACUUCCUUUGCAAAUGACACCUUUAUUCUUCUUAAACAAGCCCAUUGGCGGCCUCUGGGCGUAUGUAUCGAAAUUGUGAAAUCAUUUUGUUUUUUAUCGGAUGAAUAUUUUUUUAUUACAAACAACAAACUCAUGAAUAUAACUUUGUAGUCCGAUUAAUUUUAUGUUACGAAAAUUCAGAUUUUAAAACAGUAUAUUUCUUAUGGACACGUGUGCGAGGCUCAGAUACGACGCUAUUCAGAUAAAUAACUGAUUCAAAUUCGUAGAGUUUUAUUUCGAAAUUGUGAGAUUAGUUUUGUGCUUUACCGUCUGUAAUAUUUAUUUUUACUCCUCUUUUAUAGUAUAUUGCAGUGGUAGCCAAACCUUAUCAGGAUAUGGGCCAUACAUUGCCUAUUAGAAGUAUGUACUCGAGAACCGCAUCCUCUAAUUGUGAGUCACGCUUACAAUCUUUGUGUACAUCAUACUACAUAAUAAAGUCAGCAAAUUUACAAAAAUAUCAUAUUUCAAAGGUGUAUGUAGUAUGUAUAAAGCUACAGGAACCGCAGUGAGGGUCUAAAAGAGCCGUGUGCGACUCGUGAGUCGCAGUUCUGCCACUGUGGGUACAUAGGAUAGUCUUAUGUAAUGUUUUUAAAUGAAAACAAAGAACUUAUGAAUAUAACUUUGCACUCCGAUCAAUUUUGUGUUACGAAUGUUCGAAGGUUAAUACAAUAUAAUUCUUACGGGGAUGUUCAUGGGCCAACAGAUGUGACGCUAUUCAGAUGAACAAUUGAUUUAAAUUCAUAGAGAUUUUACAUAAGUGAUUCAUACUACUUUGUGAUAUACUUUUGGAAUUAUUUACAAAAAUAAUGUUCCUUUAUGGAUAGAAGAGAUGUCUGGAAAGGCUGCGAACUAUCUCUCGCGCGUUUUAGCACGCAGGGACUCGACAGAUCCUCUGAAUGUUUUCCUCCUGUUCACCAUCCUGAUGCACUGUUCCGAGUAUACGUGUGGGCAUGCAUGAAUUUUAUAUUCUAUAUGUUUAUCUGUUGACACUAACUAGAUUACAUAUACUAAUAGCUGCGAAUAGAGUGAAGAGUGUGUGACGCCCUCCUAUGUACUUUUAGUUUUUUGUACUGCGUUUCUUUCUGCCAUCUCACUGACACUCUUCAACAGAGAUACGACCGUGCGGUCACUGUAUUGUAUCCAUCAUAUUUUUUAUAAUAAAAGCUGAUUGUGUUUUUCUGCACCAGGUA